AUGGUUUACGCGGUAAGUAAACGAACCACGUUGGCAGAAUCAAAGUAUCAUUCCAGCCGCCUGGAACUCUUUGCCAUUAUUUGGACCUUGAAUCGGUUACGCCAAUACUUAUUGGGAAUUCGAUUUACUGUCGUGACCGGUUGCCAGGCGCUCGUGUAUUUAAACAUACAUAAGACCACUAAACCUCAAAUCGCCCGUUGGUACGAAAUCUUUCAAGAAUUUGAUUUUGAAAUAAAGUAUCGUCCGGGCACGCACAUGCCCCAGGGAGACGCGCUAAGCCGAGCGCCAUACGACGAGGAAGGCACCGUCAGAUCAGUGGAAGAUGAACUGUCCGAUAGUGUCGACGUAUUUAUCGCCAUGACAAAAUUCGAAGCGGUCCGACUACUGCAAGCCGCCGAUGAACGUGUCUGUAGUUUGGUGGGAAUUCUGACCGGAGUGGACGGACAACCAACGAGACAAACGAUGAAAUAG
Messenger RNA from Macrosiphum euphorbiae (potato aphid), 471 nucleotides. NCBI's taxonomy places the organism in Eukaryota, Metazoa, Arthropoda, Insecta, Hemiptera, Aphididae. The record is from the annotation of a GenBank genome assembly.